AUGGCGCUGUCAAAGGACAGUGUCUAUCCUCUUUCCCCACCCAUCCACGGCUGCCUGCGCGUGCUUCUUGGCCUCUACCUCUUCACUGCUAUCAUCUACUCCUACGUCUGGUUCUCCAACAAUAUCGACAUCUACCACCUGCAUGACGUUGAUGAACCUUCGUAUACAACAGUGAUCGGCUCCUCCGCAAUCUCCUGGUCUUUCUCCUAUUUCACAUACCUCUCAUACUAUGGGCAGGGCUUCUAUUUCUUUGUCACUGCGGUGCAUACUUUCUUCGAUGCGAAAACGGGAACGAGCUGGCUGCAUGCCCGAUUGCCAACGUCCUUGCAAAUCCUGCAUAGCCUGUGCUACAGCAUGGUGACAUGCUUUCCCAUCCUUGUCACCCUCACCUUCUGGUGCACCAUGUAUGUCGGGCCGUGGUACACGUUGACGUUUGACGCCCUGGCCAACAUCUCCCUCCACGCAAUGAACAUAUUGAUGGCCUUGCCCGAGAUCAUCCUGCCCACCACCGAACCAUUGCCCUGGAUGCACUUGCAUUUUCUCAUGAUCAUCCUGUCGCUGUACCUUGGACUGGCAUAUCGUACACGUGUAACGGGCGGGUUCUGGGUGUAUGAAUGGCUGGAUCCGGAGCUGGGCAAGUGGAAGGUCGUGGUCCACGUCGUAUGCUACUCGGUGGCCAUCGCCGUCAUCUUUGUCUUUGUGAGAUACACAAUCUGGGUCAAGAAUUCGCUCCUCAGACGACACACGAGGAUACAGCUCGACCGGGACGAAGUUGCGGCAGAGAAGCUUGUAGGCAUAUUUGUCGUUUUCGAAUUCAAUUCAUGGCCACGAUCUUGCACUUUUGUAACUUAG
Messenger RNA from Cladophialophora psammophila CBS 110553, 852 nucleotides. RefSeq lists its product as uncharacterized. Lineage: Eukaryota; Fungi; Ascomycota; Eurotiomycetes; Chaetothyriales; Herpotrichiellaceae. The transcript has 2 exons. Gene Ontology annotation, cellular component: membrane. The record is from RefSeq and is a predicted model, not a curated record. Bases 1 to 852 code for a protein of 283 amino acids.